Molecule: messenger RNA, 1985 nt
Organism: Numida meleagris (helmeted guineafowl)
Lineage: Eukaryota; Metazoa; Chordata; Aves; Galliformes; Numididae
Product: bone morphogenetic protein 2-like
Exons: 5
Coding region: 655-1800 (381 amino acids)
Biological process (GO): SMAD protein signal transduction
Cellular component (GO): extracellular region
Molecular function (GO): cytokine activity; growth factor activity
Source: RefSeq, a predicted model, not a curated record
UGGGCACCGUGGGAUGGGGGUAUCCCUUCUGUGAGCGGCCCACGCUGCUGCUGACGGGCGGGGUAGGGGAAGAAGGAAUAAGGAAAGGCUGUGGAGGAUGAGAAGAGUUUCCUCUGCCAAUGAACCCAAGCCUGUCGUGUCCUCCCUGUGUGUUCUGGAUAAUUGACAGCCCUUUCGCCGUCAGGACGUGGGGUUGGGGUCAAUGGCAGAUGGCGGCUGGCCAUGCAGCGCUGGGUGCGCUGUGUCAAACCCUCCGGUUUCGCUCUGCUGGGGGCACACGUGCGAGGGAUGGGAUGGGCUUUCCCAUCACACUGACCCCCACGGCCCCCAGCCACGCAGAGCAACAUGAGCAGCGUGUGGACAGGAGGGGAUGCAGCCGUGAUCCUCCUGUUUGUCCCAUUAGUGCUGUCAUUAAAAACCAGUUAGUCUCCUACAGAGAGCCAAGGCAGGCCGGGCAGCUGUGCCGAGGAGCGCAGCCGGACCCGCAUCCCCCCAGAGCGCUGCUGCGGGCCCCCCCCUCCUGCUUGUGUACUGGGGCUAAUUGGUGCAGGGUGCCCAUCUUUGCACCUUGUUAGCAUGGCAAUUAGCUCUCUUUACCUUCCUGAUUGCCCAUGUGCAUAUUUGACUCCAAUCCAUCUUUCCAGCGAGUUAUAAAUGCGGCGCUGGGGUGGCAGGGGGGAGUGGAGCCGGGGCAGGGACAGCAGAGCCAUGCUGGGCGCCGUGCUGCUGCUGCUGGCGCUGGCACGGCCGGUGGCCCCGGUGAACCGCAGGGCCGAGGCGCUCAAAAAGCUGCUGGAAGUUUUCGGCAUGGAGGACCCCCCGCCCCCCCCCGCCCACGUCAAGCAGCCGCCGCAGUACAUGGUGGAUCUGUUCAACACGGUGGCCAACGCCGACGGCGUCACCAAGAACCCCGACGUCCUGGAGGGCAACACGGUCCGCAGCUUCCUGGAUAGAACUCACGGCGAGAAGAUGCGGUUCCUCUUUGUCCUCUCCAGCGUGGCCAAGAAUGAGAAGAUCCUGACGGCCGAGCUGCACCUCUUCCGCCUGUGGCCGAGAGCCACCGAGGGGCCCAGGAGGCAGCACUUCUGCCAGGUCAGCGUGUACCAAAUUCUGGACAGGACCGAGCCGGACUCCCCCGAAGGACGGAAGCUGCUGGCGACCAGGCUGCUCUCGCUGCAGGGCUCGGGCUGGGAGGUCUUUGCCAUCACUCAGGCUGUUCGUGACUGGACUGAAGAUGAGAGCAGCAACCGGGGUUUGCUGGUGAUGGUCCACGGCCUGGGUGGGAGCGCGCUCGAGGCCCCCGCUGUGCAGUUUGCAUCCAGCGGGGACCACCAUGAGAGCAAGAAGCCCAUGCUGGUCCUGUUCACAGAUGAUGGGCGCCGAGGAGCAUCCCUGCCCGUGGCCGGAUUCCCAGCCUCGCAGCCUCGGGACCUCCCUGCCAAGCUGACCGGCCCGCGCAACACGCGCUCCCUGGACCGCCUGCAGCCCUGCCAGAGGCACCCCCUGUCCGUGGACUUCGAGGAGAUCGGCUGGUCCGGGUGGAUCAUCUCACCGCGGGGCUACAACGCCUACCACUGCAAAGGCGCCUGCCCCUUCCCCCUGGGUGAGAACAUGCGGCCGACCAACCACGCCACCGUGCAGUCCAUCAUCAACGCCCUGAAGCUGAGCGAGGGCGUCAGCAGCCCCUGCUGCGUGCCCGACAAGCUCUACUCCAUCAACCUCCUCUACUUCGACGACGACGAGAACGUGGUCCUCAAGCAGUACGACGACAUGGUGGCCGGGAGCUGCGGCUGCCACUGAGGCAGGAGGGACGCGGAGAUCCCCCCCGUGCGGAGCAGCUCUGCGGGGGUUUCUCUUUGGCACUGCUGUGGGUUACUGCAGGAGAGCAAAGCAAAGGGGUGCCCGGCUCUGCUUGGGGUGACCCUGGGAAGGCUCAGAGUUGGACUCGGGACCAACCCCAUUGUGCCCACAGUCCCCGGGGGCAG